Molecule: messenger RNA, 96 nt
Organism: Echinococcus granulosus
Lineage: Eukaryota; Metazoa; Platyhelminthes; Cestoda; Cyclophyllidea; Taeniidae
Exons: 2
Coding region: 1-96 (31 amino acids)
Source: RefSeq, a predicted model, not a curated record
AUGUACCUCGCUGUGUGGGCUGGCCCUUUGGGCCAUGCCAAUAGCUCAGACACCUUCUCUGCGGAAGUCCGGGGACGCCGCAUUAAUAUAGCCUAG